AUGCCUGCCAACAACAAAGAUUACCUCCCUUCCGUAAUGCUCUAUCUGGCCGCCGGCAUUGUGGAGCGCAAAGAAAAUGCUUGCCCUGAAGUGAGUCAAGUCAAGCUUGAGACCAGACUUGGACCGCAUUGCUUAUAGAGACGAUGGUAGUCGUGUUGUGAGAAGAGAUGGAUUCGAGAAGGGGACUGUGCACUCAACAAGUUGCAGUAUAGCUUCGCCAUGUAGGACAUAUGUAGGAUGUGCUAUGGUCAUGUGGACUUGUGCGCAUGCGCGUGCGUAUUAAGCAAGCUCAAACAAAAUUCGACUUUGACAUCCUUUUCUUUUCCGCAUCCAACCGCAACAAUGGUUGCAAGGAGUUCAACCCCAACACGGUCCCAAAAGCCAAAAUGCUUUCAAACAUCACGCCGUAUUUGAGGCGCUCCUCCUUGAGACGUUCAAAGCUGAGGAAGUCAAGGAACUGGCAAAGGAGAUCUGUGAGUCUGAUUGAACUUGUCUUUUAUUGUUUCCCUGUUGUUCUUGAUUGUCUCUUUGACUGACCAUCAUCUCUGCUUUGGAUGUCCAGCCUUCCGACCGCCUGCUCGAGGCCAACCGCCUGCUCAAGGAGGAGGAACACAAUGUUGAUGAUGAUGAGGAGUAG
Messenger RNA from Ceraceosorus bombacis, 637 nucleotides. NCBI's taxonomy places the organism in Eukaryota, Fungi, Basidiomycota, Exobasidiomycetes, Ceraceosorales, Ceraceosoraceae. The record is from the annotation of a GenBank genome assembly.